AGCUUGGGAGUUGAAUGCUCAACACCUAGGUAUUGCGCACGACCGGCUCGCUGUUAGCUAGGGGAUCACGCGUUGGUCUCCCGUGGACCAAGUCCCGUGUCAUUGUUAGUGUUGUGCGGAUGUCAGGAGCGCAAAGACCGACCUGGAAGCCAACCCAACAAUAGAUUGGUGUGAAAUCAAACAAGGAGAGGCCCCAAGAGCCCAAGACGAUCUAUCUGAUCGGGUUGUUAUUAGGCGUGGAUCAGUCAGGGGAGACAGGGGAUUUCCGAAUUGCGCAGUGGAGGAACAGGGACGUCGAGUGCCCACAAUCCGGGAUUCGAAGAGCAACGGCGCGGGUCCAGUUUCGUCAACAUGACAUCGUCCAGUUUGGGGGAACAGGCGGCGGGCCCGGGCCAGGGCCUUGCCCCUGGGGCUGCUUCCACAUUUCACUUCACAGUGGACUCGUUCAGCGCACGCACACAAUUGCGCAGAAGAGGAACCACCACUGGGGCUGACAGGAAGAAGAAGGGCACGGACAGCCCUAGCGCCGGAACUCGAGCUCCUGGGGGAAAGAAGCACAACUCGGCCGUCAUCACCUCCAACUCCAACACCAACCAGCUGCCCGGGCCUGGAUCCAACCUUGACACCUACAACACCACGGUCACCACCACCACCGCUCGCCUAGCAACCGGCAACGGCAGUGACAACCUCAACAACGGCAUUUCACAGACUGCCGAUGAGAGCAACGUCCAUCACACGCACCGUCAGAACCACAAUUCCUCCAAACUUCCCGCUUUUCGCUUCGCCGACCUUCAGAAAAAGGACGCAUCCAGGUCGCUUUUCCCUUCGCUGCCGCUCCUGCAGCCCAUCCACAUCCCACCCUCACCUAAUAAAUCUAGACGGGGCCCAGUCUCGUCGACAGCUGGAGACCCUGCGCACCUGCAAUUACCUCUUGACCUACAGCUAGCCGCAACUGCCAGUCCACCACAAUUUAACCAGCAGCAAUCGACUAGCCCAUUUAAUCAUAACCUCGUCAACCACCCACAGCUUUCGAGCUCGACUACUACUGCAGCAACACCGCCAAGACAAGCCCACAAGCGAUUACGAGACUCUCCUGCCAUUCGAGCCUCGACGUUCCAGCCCUUUUCGCCAACAGCACAGCACUCGUCUAUUGGCUCAAAGCGCCCAGCCUCUUCCGUCUGCGAUAGUCAAAGUGCCGCCAGGGGCCCGUAUGCGUCGAGAUACCGGUCUGCAUCUAUCGUAACACCCGUUGGGAAACGUCGCCAAACGACCUCGAUCGGACUUUCACCUUCCAUCGAUACUGCGCAGGGCCCACGUGAACCGGUACCGCCCGCGACCACCAAGUCGAGGAAGAUUAAUGAGAAGAGGAGAUCCCGCCCGCCAGCCUCUUCCAAACCCGCCAUUGUCCUAAGUGCCUCCGGUCCCGGCUCCGGAGGGCAAGCAAAUACCUCCCCGACCCGAACAUUACGCUCGUCGACAUCUCGCGACGACCUGUUGUUCGACGACUACGAUCCCGGGCGCACCGCGGGCGAUACAAACGAGGGGGACAUGUCGAACUCAACCCAGAGAGAACGCGCAUUGAGGGCCCUGGAGGGCAGACGGGAUGACGAUAUGUCGCGGAUGACACCACCAGAUUCGGCUGCUGCCGCUUCCGACAAUGAAAAUACGGCCGAAAUCUUUAUGAAUAUUGCCCGCGAGGAUCCAGCACCGCGGCCGGCGCAAAGCCGGACUGAGGAUCAGAGCGCAAUUUCACGCAUAAAUCGAACCUCCUCCCAUCGCCGGCCACUAUCUACAGCGAUACCAUCUUAUCAGACGUCAUCACCGCCCCAGGUGUCUUCUCGGCGACUUUCCGAUUCCCGCGACACAACCUCGUCCAAAAGCCGGCUGCGUUCCGACUCACAAACAGCCCGCGAACCUUUCCGAGGCAUCACGAGAGAUCGUCUCAUUACCAACCUACCGCAGGAGGAUCUUGGUCGCUCCCAGUCUGUUCGAACCUCUCUGAGACAAGCCCCGCCAACCCCCCGGCAGAUAGCGUUCCAGGAUGCUUAUGAGGCGGGCGCCGGACUUUCACGAAGAUCGUCAAUGGCAGAGAUCUCGUCCGUUGGGAGGAAUUCACAAUAUCGGAAUUCGAACCUUGCCCUUGGCGGCCGGAUUUACAACUCGUCGCCAUUAGUUCCCCGGGCUCCUGAGCCGCAAAGACCAGAACCACCUCAGAACGUGGAGACAAAUCAAGGCGCCGAAGGGACGGAUUCAUCAACAUCGACGGCGGACCCCUCUACUGUCUGGGAUGAGCUGGACGACCUAAAGUCUCGCAUUCAUAGGUUGGAGUUGACGGGGAAGAAGCCACCGUCAGGAGCAGGAAAUUCCAGGAGUUCAGAGGAGCGUCCGCCUACAGCGACGACCAAUGCUACAACCAUGUCCGCGUCGCCGAAGCGUGGAUCGGGAGGAACUACUGUUAACCACGGAGAGACGGCUAGUAAUGCGUCAUCACGAGAAACACAGCCCAUUCUUCUAUCAGCCCUGUUAAAGACAAAAGGCCUGAUCAGUGCUGAAGUCUUCAAUGCUAUUGAGUCGGCAGCAAAUGACGCCUUGGCUUUGACUUCCAUGAUUGGUGCUGCCGGACAGCCGGGACCGAUAUCGAGCGGCGCGAGUGUUGUUGGGGGCUAUGGUAGUGGUGUCACGGAUCGGCAGCUCCGAAGGAAAGCGGAUAGUAUCUGCAGGAGCUUGACUGAGUUAUGCAUCGCAUUGACGGAUGAAGCUAACCAGACCAAGCCAGCUCAGCCCGCGGCUCCCAACCGCGAGACUGAAAAGGUCAUAACACCAACAACAGCGGCCAAGUUCACAGGCAUCACGGGCCAGCGACGAUCGAGCAUUAUUGUAGAGACAGCAUUGCCACAACCGAGCGUUACUAGUCCUAGGGCUCCAACGACAAUGGAACAGCGAAGGAUAUCACUCUUGGCUGCGAGUGCUCUACCGAGUCCCAGGAAUUCAGCCGUGCCAGCUACCCCCGUUGACUUUGGUACCCCCGGGCGAAAAUCGUCCCUGCUGUUGGCUCGGAACCGCCGGGUUGCGGUAGAGGAACCGGAGGAGCAAGUCAAUGGCAGAAGGUCGUCGUUGCUUUUGAGGAGCCGGAGAGUAGGACCAGAGGAACAAGAAGAGAUGCCUGCGGAGGGCCGCAAGACAUCGUUGCUGCUCCGUUCCCGGAAAGUCUUUAACGAGGAGGACGAGGACCGGUAUCGCACCCCAUCCAGGGCCAUAACAGAGGUCAAUGGAUUGCGAGGUACUCCGCGUGAAUUCACCGGUCAAACUUCGUCUCCUCCUGACAAUACUCCGCUUGGCUCUUCAGCUUUGCCCCGCAGGCGAUUGGUCCCUACCUCGAUAAGUUCCAGGCUGAGUGCCCCUACUGCUCCUGUAAUUCAGCCUUCGGCCAGCCGUCGAUACCUCGACAGGACAGCAGGUGGAGAGCGGGAGACCGUCGUUGCCAGCAGCUACGCGGAAAGGCUUGCGGAGGAGAGGGCGCAGCGCCAGCUGUCGCUGGGUCAGACGGCGAUGCUCAAUCGGACUGGUAGUAUCAGCCGACGGACGCGUGACUCGGGGAUACCCAGCAUUUCCACGUCGAACUUGCAACAGCAGCAACAUCAACAACAAGCCAGCGCGCAACAAGUUGGCGGAUACAGAUGAGGAGUAGUUGAG
Messenger RNA from Neurospora tetraspora, 3693 nucleotides. RefSeq lists its product as uncharacterized. NCBI's taxonomy places the organism in Eukaryota, Fungi, Ascomycota, Sordariomycetes, Sordariales, Sordariaceae. Bases 352 to 3681 code for a protein of 1109 amino acids. The record is from RefSeq and is a predicted model, not a curated record. The transcript has 2 exons.